GGGCGAGGCGCGACGGAGGCUGAAGAGGGUCCGGCGCCGCCGGUUGCGGCUUCGUGAGAGGGCCCGGGAACGCGAGGCUGAGCGGGAGGCGGAGGCCGCGCAGGCCACGGAAAGGGAGCAGGAGAUUGACCGCUGGAGGGUGAAGUGUGUGCAGGAAGUGGAGGAAAAGAAGCGGGAACAGGAACUCAAAGCGGCUGCUGAUGGGGUCUUAUCUGAAGUAAGGAAAAAACAGUCAGACACUAAAAGAAUGGUGGACAUUCUGCGUGCUCUUGAGAAACUGAGGAAACUGAGGAAAGAAGCUGCUGCAAGGAAAGGGGUCUGUCCUCCUGCCUCAGCAGAUGAAACUUUUGAGCACCAUCUUCAGCGGCUGAGAAAACUCAUUAAAAAGCGCUCUGAACUGUAUGAAGCUGAAGAGAGAGCCCUCCGAGUUAUGCUGGAAGGAGAGCAGGAAGAAGAGAGGAAAAGAGAAUUAGAAAAGAAACAGAGAAAAGAGAAAGAGAAACUUUUACUUCAGAAACGAGAAAUUGAGUCCAAGUUAUUUGGAGAUCCCGAGGAGUUCCCACUUGCUCACCUCCUGCAGCCAUUCCGCCAGUAUUACCUCCAGGCUGAGCACUCCCUGCCUGCGCUCAUUCAGAUAAGGCAUGAUUGGGAUCAGUACCUGGUGCCGUCUGAUCAUCCUAAAGGCAACUCCGUUCCCCAAGGAUGGGUCCUUCCCCCGAUCCCCAGCAACGACAUCUGGGCAACAGCCGUUAAGCUUCAUUAAGACCCUCCAGGAGUGUGGUCCAGCAGGCCAGCACUGCAGCUCUAGAUGUCAGUGAUGCUGCCGUCUCACGCUGUAGUCUUCUGCACAACUUAAACUUCAUGCGGCAUUGCUGUAGCUGGAAGUCCUGCUUCUCUCUAUUCUCUGCCCUGGCCAGAGUUACCUCUUGAAUCAGGAGGUUGAUAAGGUUCUUCUGGAAAGGGCCUAGAUGAACUGAAGUUAUUAGCAUGGGCAGUGGCCUUCACUCACUAACUGCCUCUGUUUUGAGAGGCUUGGCCUAGUGUGGCCUACUUAUCUGUUCUAGGCUUGUUUUGAAUUGGCGGGUAAAUACAGUCAGCACACUUGGUUACUCCUUGAAGAUGUUCACGGAGUAGAGUUAGCAGGCACUACUCCUUAUUUUCCUCUACCAACUGCCCUCCAGCUUCCAGGUCAAAGUUUGACCUACAGUUCUGUUAAUCCCAGUUUGGUGCAGUUGGGAGGCUGCUACUGAGAACGAUGGCAGUGGCAUUAGACUGGGCUGCCAGGAAUGCUGACAGCUUAGAACUUUUGUUCUCUGGAGAGCUUAUAAAAUCCGACGAGUGCCAGACCAGAUUGGCUGGUGCUCUGACAGACAGUGCCUGUGUUCCUCAUGAAAGUGCUAGUCCAGAGUUCCAAGGGAUCUAACUGUGUGGGUCUCCAGCAAUAGAAAUGUGUUUCCCUAUGAGACCAUAAUCUCAGUCACAUGCUAGCUCUGGGAUUCUUCUUUUCUCCUCUUUAGCUCAAGCUUCUAAAAAUAUCCAUGUAGUAAAAGUUGGGGAAAGAGCAAAUACAAAUGGUAAAUUUUAUUUUUUAUAUUCAUUAAUAAGUGCUGUUGUGCUUGGGACAUGAUCAGUCAUAUGACAUGUUAUGGUUUUUGUUUUGCUUUAUUCUGGUUUUUGUUAUUUAAUUUCCUAAAAGCUAAAUAAAUACCAUUUUCACUUUUUAAUUUGA
This is a messenger RNA of Cricetulus griseus (Chinese hamster), 1729 nucleotides long. NCBI's taxonomy places the organism in Eukaryota, Metazoa, Chordata, Mammalia, Rodentia, Cricetidae. The record is from RefSeq and is a predicted model, not a curated record.